Molecule: messenger RNA, 824 nt
Organism: Scaptodrosophila lebanonensis
Lineage: Eukaryota; Metazoa; Arthropoda; Insecta; Diptera; Drosophilidae
Product: zinc finger CCHC domain-containing protein 10
Exons: 2
Coding region: 87-647 (186 amino acids)
Molecular function (GO): nucleic acid binding; zinc ion binding
Source: RefSeq, a predicted model, not a curated record
UAAUUGACGAUUUUUUCCUUUCCCAUCAAUUUAAUAUAUCUGCCGUCAAAAUUGUGUCUAAACAGCGCCUCAGAAAAUACUACAUUAUGACGUUGCUAGGACUUGCAGCGCGUAAAUUGGCGCAGAAACAACGGGCAUCGAAGCUGGCGGCAGCAUUCCCCAAUGGGAUACGUUGUCAGAAAUGCCUGCAGAUGGGUCAUUGGAGCUAUGAGUGCAAGGAGAAACGAAAGUAUGUUCAUCGGAGCUCGCGCACCAAGCAGCUGGACAAGCAUCUGGCGGAGAAAACGGCAGCAGCAGCUGAGAUGGCGGCGACCACCAGCAAUGAAACAAACGCGUUGGAAACAGAAGGGCGGAGUGGAAGGAGUAAGCGGGCCCACCGAAAACGCAGGCACAGUGAAAGCUCUACGUCAUCUAGCUCAUCGAGCAGCUCAAAUUCAGGCAGUUCGGACUCCUCGGAUUCGAAUAGCAGCGAUUCUAGCUCCGAUGACGACGACGAUGACAGCCAAUCAUCAUCAAGCUCCUCAGGUGGCAGCGGCAGUGGCAGCUCUAGCUCCAGCAGCGACAGCGAUAGCAGUGAUGACGAACCCAGAAAGAAAAAGCGUCACAGCAGCACGGCUUCUUCCGAUGGCAGUACACAAGAUUUAUGAAGAAUUUUGUCAACAAAAGUAGAACUCUUAGUGCAUACACAUAAUUAGCUUUAGUAGUUUAGUUCAUGUCUGCUUCGGAUUACAAAUAUCUUACAGUUUGUAUAUGUGUUAACCUACACCUUUAACUUUUCAUGAAAUUAUAUUAAAAAAUAAUUGCUAAUCCGAUUCGUCCUCGAA